This is a messenger RNA of Synchiropus splendidus (mandarinfish), 6113 nucleotides long. Its product is annotated as collectin-12-like. Gene Ontology annotation, cellular component: ESCRT-0 complex. The transcript has 29 exons. The record is from RefSeq and is a predicted model, not a curated record. Lineage: Eukaryota; Metazoa; Chordata; Actinopteri; Syngnathiformes; Callionymidae. Gene Ontology annotation, biological process: protein transport to vacuole involved in ubiquitin-dependent protein catabolic process via the multivesicular body sorting pathway. Gene Ontology annotation, molecular function: phosphatidylinositol binding; ubiquitin binding. Bases 1843 to 5724 code for a protein of 1293 amino acids.
CAGCUCUCCAAACAUGUGACCUCCUUGCACGCUGCGACCCUAAAAAGUGGGUUUCCCAGGACAGUAAUGGGGAACAGCAGCCGUCCACCUUCCACACCCGGAUCCUGUAACACAGUGGGGAGGAAGGUUUGAACAUGGAGGCCCACACAGGAGCUGAACCUUCAACUGCUGAUGAGAAAAUAACGUUUUUGUUUUGUUGUUGUGUGAAAACGUGCAGAGCACUAAUCAAGACCGUGUGACAGGACUUCUAAAAAUAGACCUUAACUCCCCGUGAAAACGUCCAUUAAUCCCAGAUCCACUGAGCCAGACUGUUCCUGUUGAAACCGUGAGAAGAAUUUCAUAGAUGGUGAUGCAAUGAGCUCAAUCGGACAGCAGGUGGCAGUAGUUCAACGGAGCUCCUACAGAUCAGUGGACUUGCAUGCUGACCCCUCCCCCCCACACCCUCAUGGUCGGCAGGUGUCCUCAUGAGGGAGCUGAAGGUCGGGUAUUUGUCAGAGACGUGGAGUGGAACAUAUGUAAAGCCAGUCACAAACCUAAUAGCAGGCAAGAUGGCCGACCUCAUUCCUCUAGACCGGAUCCUCGGUCCGUCUCUUCUGCAACGGAAUGGGCUCAAACAAGGAGGAAAAUGGUUGAAAACGAUGGUCCGACUGCUGCACCACAGAUGGACCUUCGUCUGCAGAAAAGCUGAAUAAAGCCAUUUCAAACAAGUCACCUCCAACCUAUUGUUGCCACUGUAGUAUUGAAUGAAUGUUUAUUUCCGUCCCACAUCGAACAACUCUGCCAUCAUCAACUGGAUCUGAAGGAGUGAAAAGGUGCAGAGAGAAGAACAGUUCUCAGGACAACAGUCAGCUUUGACCUCCAGACUCCUAGGACGCUAUAGAGCAACACAUCUAUUGCUUCCCCAGCUGGACCUUGAUGUUGCUGAAGUCUGGCUGCACGUCAUAGGGCUUCUGCCAGGUGGAUCCAGGAGAUGAGGACUCGUAACAAUACAGAGGUGCCAGCAUAUGUGGGGGACGGCCCUGACCAGGACCUGUGACUGCAUGACAUCUGGCCGCCCUGCAAGUCGCUGCGUGCGUGUUCACAGCUGCAUUUAUUCCCAGUCACCUCCUCAAUCAUCAAGAGAAAUUAUGUUCUGUUAUCGUGCACUAUUGUGGUCCAGCUCGGCUACUUUGGGCUUCCAGGUCCAGAGAUGGACGGAGAUUCGCCAUGCAGGACCCGGUUUAGAGGAGUGAGGUUGACCAUCUAGAUUCUCUUGCUGUAGACACAUGCCUUAAACGGCCUCAAUGGCAGCAAGGAUAGCUAUGUAGUAGGAGGUUGUGGGUUCAAAUCCCGCUCAUGAAUCCACUGUACAUUGCUUUGGGUGAGGGAGCCUGUUGCAGGUCUUCUGUUAUAUGAUCGAUCAGUGUGGUGAUUUGGCGCUGUAAAGCUGGAACUGUGGCCUGCAGAGGUUCAGCUGAGGUGGUCGGGGUGUGUAGGGGGGCUGCUCCUUGGAACGCCCCUGCAGACGGUGUGCACAGAUGUGGGAACACGUGGUCUAUCCUUACACACGCACAACUUCCUCUCAUGUUUGGAUUUCUGCAGGUCCUCAGUCACUCCGCUUGCUGCAGCGCUCCGGACCGGCUCGCAGAGCGGAGCCUGGGUCCAGCUGGAGGAUUUUCCUCAGCUCUGAACUGCCGCUUGUUUUCAGUGAUGCUUUCUUGCUGAGUGUGUUUUCGGAGGUGACGUGUGGCUGCUCCUCACUGAGCUGGACUGUGGGAUGAGGGCAAAGUGAGGAGAUCUGUGGAGGCAGCAAUGUUCUGGAUGCAACUGUAACUUGUCAGCAGAGGACUCUUCCUGAUCAAGAUGAAAGACGAUUAUUCCGAAGAAGAGGACGUGCAGUCCUUCGGAUACAAGAGGUUUGGGAUCCAGGAAGGAUCGGAGUGCACCAGGUGUAAGAACGACUGGGCGCUGAGGGCGUCCAUCGUGCUGCUCUACGUGCUCUGUGCGCUGCUCACCAUCGCCGUGGCUGUGCUGGGCUUCAAAGUGGUGCAGAGGAUGGACAGUGUCACCGAGGGACUGCAAAACUACGGAGGCAAGAUCAGCUCGGUGGAGUCGGACCUGAAGAAACUGGACCAUCAGACUGGAGAAACAUCUGUGAACGCCUCCAGCGAAAUCAGGAACUUCAAAUCCAACUUGGAGGCUUUGCAGAGCAGACUGAACGACAUCGCAGUCAGAGCCACGACAAACAGAGACAUUCUGGACAAAUUUAAGCUCACAGGGGACGACGUGGAGAACGGACACACGUCCCUGCGCAGCUUUCUGACCGGCAACAGCGCCUCACUGCGGGCGAUCAACCAAACGCUGGUCUCCCACGGCGGCUUGAUUGACGACCUCCAGACGGACACUGCGAGGCUCCAGUCAGAGCUCCAGGGACAGGUCAAAGUUCAGGGCCAGACGCUGGUUGGCAUCAGCGCACUGAACAUCAGCCAGUUCCAGCAGAGGAACCUGCUCAGCAGCCUGCAGAAGACGGUGGAAGACACGGGACAGGCCGUGCAGAAGCUGCGGAACGACUUCCAGGGCCUGCAGCAGACGGCCAGACAGACCCAGGCCGACUCGGACUGGCUCAAAGAAAAGGUCCAGAACCUUCAGGUUUUGGCGGCCAACAACUCAGCUUCAGCCCGGGCCAAUGGAGAAGCUCUGGAUGACCUGGGCUCUCAGCUCAGCACGCUGGCCAGCCAGAUCCAGAACACCUCCUCUCUCACUGAGGGACACGACCGGAACCUGCGAGAACUUAUGGACCACCAGAGGGACCACGAUAACGCCACCUCUUCUCGGUUCGAUGAGCUGGAAGCCCGACUGGACCGGCAGGAGAACGACAUGGACCGUGUGACGGGAAACGUGACCUUCUCCGCUCAGCUCCUGGGAGCCAUCAGCUCUGACCUCAACGGCCUGAGGUCCUGUGCCGAGACGGUGAUUCGGCAUUCGGAUCUGUUGGUGGGCCUGAACGGAAGCGUGGCCGAGACCCAAGCUGACAGCAGGGAGCUGCGGGCGCAGCAGGAUGAUCUGGCCUCGCGGCUGGACAAGGAGGUCAGCAGCCUCUCAGUGGUGAUGGAGGAGAUGAAGCUGGUGGACAGCAAACACUCGCAGCUCAUCACCAACUUCACCAUCCUGCAGGGACCACCAGGUCCAAAGGGGGCCAGGGGUGACAGAGGCUCUCCGGGCCCGGUGGGCCAGUCCGGUCAGAAGGGGGACAAGGGGGACAAAGGGGUACCAGGGUUGGUGGGACAGAAAGGAGAAAGGGGCCCUAGUGGUAUACCAGGCCCGGCCGGUCCAAAGGGCGCGGCUGGAGUUCGAGGACUCCCGGGAGCAAAGGGCUCAAGAGGAUCUGGGGGUAGGCCUGGAACUCCUGGUGAGAAAGGUGACCGUGGAGCUCCAGGGCUUCCAGGGAGGGACGGUCAGCCAGGAAUGACUGGCCCACCUGGACCCCAGGGUUUCCGUGGAGAAACGGGACUUGCCGGACUGGAGGGUCCACGUGGGCCGGUCGGCCCCAUCGGGCCUCCUGGUCCACCAGGGCUGCCAGGGCUGCCGGCGGUUCUACCCCCUCCUCGGGCCUCCCAAUCGCCAGAGCCUCCCAAACCUUCUCAGUCCUCCAAACCAGCAGCGAGUCCAGAAGGAUCCGCAUCCAAGCAGGUGCAGCCCACCGUCGCCACCACCUCCACGCCAGGAUGUCCUGCUGAGUUCAGGAGAUUUGGAGACAGCUGCUACUACUUCUCCUCAGGCUCUCAGAGGCUCAACUUUGAUGAGGCGUUUGAGUUCUGCACCAACCUGACAUCCACCAUGCUCAUCAUCAAAGACAGCGAGGAGCAGCAAUUCAUCAGGAAUGCCAUCGCAGGGAAAGGCUAUUUCUGGCUGGGCCUCACGGACCGGGAGGAGGAGAACGUCUGGAAGUGGGUGGACGGAACCAAGCCGGUCUUCAAGAAGUGGAAACCGGGUCAGCCCGAUAACUGGACUCACGGCCAUGAGGACGGCGAGGACUGCGCCGGACUUAUCCACGAAGCCAACUGGAACGAUUUCUACUGCACGGAUCGAAUCGGCUUCAUCUGUGAACGCGCCUCUGCAAAGGUUCCAGCGUCCGAAGGAGCGACUGUGAAGCGGAGCCGCUACGUUCCGUUUGUUGUUGUCCAAGCAACAGAGAUGCCACUCUUCGCCACCAACCCGUUUGACCAGGAUGUCGAGAAAGCCACCAGUGAGAUGAACACAGCCGAAGACUGGGGCCUCAUUCUGGACAUAUGUGAUAAGAUCGGACAGUCACGCACGGGGCCGAAAGAAUGUCUCCGCUCCAUCAUGAGAAGAGUGAACCACAAAGAUCCUCAUGUGGCCAUGCAGGCGCUGACGCUCCUGGGUGCCUGUGUGUCAAACUGCGGGAAGAUCUUCCACCUGGAGGUUUGCUCCAGAGAGUUUGCCAGUGAAGUCAGCAACGUCCUCAACAAGGGACACCCCAAAGUGUGCGAGAAGCUCAAGGCUCUGAUGGUGGAGUGGGCGGAGGACUUCCGCAACGAUCCCCAGCUCAGCUUGAUCUCCGCUAUGAUCAAGAACCUCCGCGAGCAGGGUGUGUCUUUCCCUGCUGUGGGCUCCCAGGCUGCUGAGCAGGCCAAAGCCAGUCCAGCUUUAGUGGCCAAGGAUCCUGCCACUUCCUCCAACAAGAAAGAGGAGGAAGACCUUGCCAAAGCUAUCGAACUGUCGCUGAAGGAGCAGCGGCACCAGCCCCAGUCCUUGUCCAGCCUGUACCCCAACACCUCCAGCCUUCUCUCCACACACAAGUCGGACGGCAGGAAAGUCCGUGCCAUCUACGACUUCGAGGCUGCUGAGGACAACGAGCUCACCUUCAAAUCAGGGGAAAUCAUCACCAUUAUUGACGACAGCGAUCCCAACUGGUGGAAAGGUGAAACCUACCAGGGCACCGGUCUCUUCCCCUCUAACUUCGUCACUGCUGAUCUGACUGCCGAGCCUGAGAUGAUGAAGACUGAGAAGAAGUCGGUCCAGUUCAGUGAAGAAGUCCAGGUGGAGACGAUCGAGCCGGAGCAAGAGCCUGUUUACAUCGAUGAGGAGAAGAUGGACCAUCUCCUGCAGAUGAUCCAGAGCGCAGAUCCAACAGACAACCAGUCGGACAGUGUGGAGUUGAUACAGCUGGAAGGUGCUUGUAAUCAGAUGGGGCCGCUCAUUGACCAGAAGUUAGAAGAUAUCGACAGGAAACACUCUGAGUUGUCGGAGCUGAACGUGAAGGUGAUGGAAGCUCUGUCUCUGUACGCCAAGCUGAUGAACGAAGACCCAGUCUACGCCAUGUACGCCAAACUGCAGAGUCAGCAGUACUACAUGCAGCAGCCGGCGGGUGCCGUGCAGCAGCAGCAGGUCUACCCGGGCCAGCCCACCUCGGGGUCCUACGUCAUGAGCGGAGCGGCGGUUCAGGGGUACAGUGUCCCGAUGGAGCAGCUCCAGGCUGGAACCCCUAUUCCUGGCCAGCAGGCCCCAAGCGACGUCCGCAUGUACAUGGGUCAGCCGCCCGUCUACAGCGCCGCCCCGGGCGGCAUGGCUCCCCCCGACGCUCAUUCCUACCAGAGCGCAGUUCCUGGUGCCGCUCCAGCUGGCGUGACUCAGACUCCGAGCUACAGCGCCCCCUCUGGUCAGAGCAUAGCACCUUCUUCAGACGGCCCUCAGGCCCCCUACUCAGAAAAGGCCUUACUAUAGGACGCACUGCUGUGGCAGCUGACGCGCUCAGUCCAAGGUGAUUAUUUAAAUCUCUCUUAAUACCUCUUAGUUUCUUUUAUGGUUUAACACUCAUCAUUCCGAUCACGGCCUGAGACUUAAUCGCCAUCGAUCGUGAGGUUUGGAACUGUGCAGCUUCAUGUUGCAUUUUUCCCCCAAAAUUUUCUGCUCUAGAUCAAAACUACUACACAUUAAUGGUAACUUAAUAAACUCUAAUGAAGCCGAUCGAUGAGACUUUAAUAUUUGGCUCGGAUCACAUGACUCGGCGAGACGCUGAGACGACACUACAGAACUGCACACUAGCAUGGCAAGGCUGGCACCUCGCGCCCGAGCCGUUGGUAACUUCUCAAAGUACUGAAGACACUUUCUGU